UAAUUCAGUAUAGAUGCUUCAGUCGUACAAAAAUCUCUCACAGGCUCAUCAACAGACGUAUUUUCAAACGUACAAACUUAUCUACAAUGCACUUUCACAUUUUCUGUGUGUUGACAUGAACUCAUCCGAGGUCAUUUAAAAAGAGGAGAGAGCAUAUGACUGAAGAAAGACGAACUGUAUAGGAUUAUAGGAACUUUGUAUUGGCUUUACUCUGAGAAGAAGGACAACAUGCAAGUCUUCCUCUUCCUCAGCGGGAUCAUGCUGCUGAUACUGACCUCUGCAACCUCAUCCAAAGGACAAAACAUGAAAGUGCAUAUCAGUGCUUUUGAAGACACCAUCAUAUUCAAGUUUAUCCGGCCCCAUGAUAACAGCAGAUUGGAUGGAUACAUCCUGGGUUAUGGCAGCAGUAUGUUCUCCAAACAGUUGAUCCACCUACCUGGAAAUGGAGAACUCUAUGAAACUGAGAUAGAUGCUGAACCCAAAUAUCUGAUUGCGGUGCAGUCAGUGAAUCCUGAUAAACCAAAGAAGAAGUGUGCAGGCAAAGUGAAUCUGCAGAAACCAUUAAACAUUAUGAUCGGGUCGGUUACAGAGACCUCAGUGCUGCUGUCAUGGGGGACUUUACUCACAUCACCCUUUAUGGAUACCAAUGUGGAUGAUUGUUUUGAUGAUGGACAGUUUACAGUGCGCUACAGGGAAAAGGAACCCAGCAAUACCUGGAAGUACCAAACCUGUCCAACCACCAGCAUGGUCAUAGACGACCUCAAACCAGAUGCUCAGUACGAGUUUGAGGUUCGCCCGGACACUGACACCACUAGUGGAACCUGGAGCCCACCGGUCAUUCAUAACACAGCAGAUGAAACAAUGAAUGAGCCAUUUGAAGAACUGAACCAAGCAAAGCCUAAGAACACCACCCAAGCCAAACCAGCUCCUUUACUUGCACGCACUGUUUUACCAGAGGUACAGACAACUACAGAAGCAGAGAAGAUCAUAACAGAUCCUAUCUUUCUUGAUGAUCUGCCCACAUCCACCCAGACCCCUGAAUUCCCCCACACAUCUAUUACUCUAUCCACACCAAAGAUCACAAGCACAGUGGAACAUAAAGAGCUUACCAGUCAGCCCAGUACCACACCAGACCAACCUAUAACCAUAACACCACAAGCAUUAACAACUGAGCACCAACCUACUACAACCUAUCAACCUACUACAACCCAUCAACAUAGUACAACUCAAGAAGAACCCACUAGUACAACUCAAGAAGAACCCACUAGUACAACUCAAGAACAAACCACUAGUACAACUCAAGAAGAACCCACUAGUACAACUCAAGAACAAACCACUAGUACAACUCAAGAAGAACCUAGUAGUACAACUCAAGAACAAACCACUAGUACAACUCAAGAAGAAACCACAAGUACAACUCAAGAACAUACAACUAGUACCACUAAAGAAGAAACCACUAGUACAACGCAAGAACAAACAACUAGUACAACUCAAGAACAAACAACUAGUACAACUCAAGAACAAACAACUAGUACAACUCAAGAACAAACCACCACAACACAGGUGUCAACUAAAGAGCAACAAUAUACAACCAGACAGCAAAUGAUCGCAGCCGAGCAGCAGUUUAUUAUAACAACAUCUGACCCAAUACCAACACAAACAAAUCCCCCACCAACAAAACCACCACUUACCCAACAACACACUACAAGCAAAGUCCCACUCCGAACUGUCCGCCCCUCCCCUCCUAAGGAACCAGACACCAUAACUCAAGAUAAUCGCAAUACGGGAGAAAUUCGUCCCAAGCUGCGGCCACCGAGACCAAUCCUUCAUUCACGAGGCACAGGUAUCUUCCGCAACUCUUCGUCUGAUAUGACACACAAACCAAGGCUUAAUGGUCGCGUAUCUCCAAAUCGGCCUAUCAAUUCCACAAUACAACGCAACUCCAACAAUAACAGGGAAAGAGUACCCAAUGGUGUACAUCACAUAGGCCUUCGGGUGCCCAAACCUGGUAAGGUGCCCAGAAAGAAUAAAGUGAAGCAGAAUAUGAACCAGGUGCCAGAAAGUACAAAAAAGAAAAAUGAUAUUGAUCUGAAGCAGUUAGACAAACUGCCACUAAAGCCUUUAGCUCCACCCACUACUGAAAAACCAACUUAUCAGGAGACUACUCAGAUACCACGUUAUUUUAAUGGAAGUCGUUUUGACACAGGUGAUAACUCCUCUGUGUUCAGCCCUGUUCCUGUUUCUAAAACAGAUGCAAUGGGAAAAGAACGUUUCAUAGCUCCUCAUGUGGUCUAUAAAACUGACAAACGUCCAGAGGAGCCCUGCUCAGUCACCAAUUCUCUCAGUUACUUUCCCGAAGAGGAGGUGGGGUACAUCAAUGUCACUGGUCCACCCAAGACCCCUCCCUCUAACCUUACUGUGGUGACAGUGGAGGGAUGCCCAUCCUUCGUCAUCCUUGACUGGGAAAAAACUGACAAUGAGACCACAGAAUAUAAGGUGGUUAUAACCGCCACCGAGGGUCCAGAUGAAAAGGAGAAGUCUAUUGUGACAACAAAUCAAACAUUUACAGCAGUGGAGAAUCUGGUACCAGAAAGAAGCUAUGAAUUCGAAGUGACACCUAAGAAUGAGUUUGGUACAGGCCCAUCCAGUGACCCAGUCACCUUCAGUACUGAGUCAGCUGAUCCUCGCGUAAGUGAGAUCCCCACAGGUAAAACUGCAAUUUGGUCAUCAUUUCCAUUCAAGGCAGAUUCCUACACCGAAUGCAAUGGGAAGCAGUUCAUAAAGCGAACCUGGUACCGCAAAUUUGUGGGUAUCCAGUUGUGCAACUCUCUUAGAUACAAGAUCUACCUAAGUGACUCUCUCAAAGGAAAGUUUUACAGCAUUGGAGAUCAGGCAGGGUUAGGAGAGGACCACUGUCAGUUUGUUGACUCGUACCUGGAUGGACGAACUGGAGGUCCUCUUUCACCAAACGAGUUACCACCCAGACAAGGCUAUUUCCGGGCUGUGCGCCAGGAGCCUGUCAGAUUUGGUGAAAUUGGAGGAAAUUCCCUUAUCAACUACGUUGCCUGGUAUGAGUGUGGAAUACCCAUUCCAGGAAAGUGGUAGGACUUGGAGGACCAGAUGGAAAACAAGACCACCAGGACAAAUAGAAGAAAUGGUUUUGUUACAUAAUUUGUACAGGGAAUGGUUUUUUUAUCAGGCACAUAUAACAUUAUUUAUAAUCUUACGCAGCGCUCAAAGGUACAGAGAGAUGAAUGUGUUUCUAUUAAGAGUAAAGAGUUUGAUUAUAUAGGGUAGCAGGCUCCCUGAAAGGCUAAUGCAGAAUGUGUAUAUUAUUUAUCAAAAUGUUGAAUAUGCCAAAAAAUGGUUACCCAACCACUGAAACAUAGGUUUAAGGGUAACGCCUUACAAUAAGUUUGCAUUGGCUACCAUUAGUAAUGUAAACAGUGAGCAAUAUAUUUUUUUCUCAUUUAUUAAUCUUUGUUAAUAUUAGUUAAUGUCAAACAGUUGUUCAUGUUAGUUUAUUAUGCAUUAACUAGUGUUAACAUACACAACUUUAGAUUAUAAAAAAAUAUUUGCAAAUGAACAAAUGCUUUAAAAGUAUUGCUCAUUUUUAGUUCAUGUUACUGUAUUGUUAAAAAAAUAACCUUGCAACCAGUUUAAAAAUAAAUACUUAAAGGAAUAUUCAAUUUUCUUAAAAGAAAAAUCCAGAUAAUUUACUCACCACCAUGUCAUCCAAAAUGUUGAUGUCUUUCUUUGUUCAGUCCAGAAGAAAUUAUGUUUUUUGAGGAAAACAUUCCAGGAUUUUUCUCAUUUUAAUGGACUUUAAUAGAGCCCAACAUUUAAUACUUAACUCAACACUUAACAGUUUUUUUCAACGGAGUUUCAAAGGACUAUAAACGAUCCCAAACGAGGCAUAAGGGUCUUAUCUAGACGAUUGUCAUUUUUGACAAGAAAAAUAAAAAAUAUAUACUUUUAAACCACAACUUUUCGUCUAGGUCCGGUCCAGCGCGACCUAAGGUAAAUGCGUAGUGACGUAGGGAGGUCACGUGUUACAUAUAUAAAACGCACAUUUGCGGACCAUUUUAAACAAUAAACUGCCACAAAGACAUUAAUUAGUAUCAGUUGACAUACAACAACGUAAGAACGGUCCUCUUUCAAGACGCUUGUAAACACUGGGGCGGAGUUUCGCGUUCGUCCUCUGUGACCUCUUGACGUCAUGACGUAUUGCGUGGGGUCAGCUGGCGCAUCACGACCGGAUCUACAUGACGAGAAGUUGUGCUUUAAAAGUGUAUAUUUGUUAUUUUUAUUGUCAAAAAUGACAAUCGUUUU
This is a messenger RNA of Misgurnus anguillicaudatus (oriental weatherfish), 4332 nucleotides long. NCBI's taxonomy places the organism in Eukaryota, Metazoa, Chordata, Actinopteri, Cypriniformes, Cobitidae. The record is from RefSeq and is a predicted model, not a curated record.